This is a messenger RNA of Cucurbita maxima (winter squash), 1757 nucleotides long. Its product is annotated as actin-7. Lineage: Eukaryota; Viridiplantae; Streptophyta; Magnoliopsida; Cucurbitales; Cucurbitaceae. Bases 164 to 1297 code for a protein of 377 amino acids. The record is from RefSeq and is a predicted model, not a curated record. The transcript has 5 exons.
UUUAUAAACCCUAUCUUCCCUUGAUUUCUCUUCCUGUAAUUCCUGUCGUGCAACACAGCUAGCUAGGUCGACUCUCACUACUCUCAGCCACACCUUCGUCUUUGGAGGUUGGCUUCUUCUUCCUCGUUCAUUUUCCUCUCUUUAAUCCAAGUUUUUGAAAAAGAUGGCAGACGCUGAAGAUAUUCAGCCACUUGUUUGUGACAAUGGAACUGGAAUGGUGAAGGCUGGCUUUGCUGGUGAUGAUGCUCCUAGGGCAGUUUUUCCCAGUAUUGUUGGUCGUCCCCGACAUACUGGUGUCAUGGUUGGAAUGGGCCAAAAAGAUGCCUAUGUUGGGGAUGAGGCUCAGUCCAAAAGAGGUAUCCUUACCUUGAAAUAUCCCAUUGAACACGGUAUAGUCAGUAACUGGGAUGACAUGGAAAAGAUUUGGCAUCACACAUUUUACAAUGAACUUCGUGUUGCUCCCGAAGAGCACCCUGUGCUUCUGACUGAGGCUCCACUCAACCCAAAGGCUAACAGAGAAAAGAUGACUCAGAUCAUGUUUGAGACGUUUAAUGUGCCUGCUAUGUAUGUUGCCAUCCAGGCUGUUCUGUCCCUCUAUGCUAGUGGACGUACAACUGGUAUUGUGCUGGAUUCUGGUGAUGGUGUGAGUCACACCGUUCCCAUCUACGAGGGUUAUGCCCUCCCUCAUGCAAUUCUUCGUUUAGACCUUGCUGGUCGUGACCUCACUGAUGCUUUGAUGAAGAUUCUCACCGAAAGAGGUUAUAUGUUCACCACUACUGCUGAACGGGAAAUUGUCCGUGACAUGAAGGAGAAGCUGGCAUAUGUUGCUCUUGACUAUGAACAAGAACUCGAGACUGCAAAGAGCAGUUCCUCUAUUGAGAAGAACUACGAACUUCCUGAUGGACAAGUCAUCACCAUUGGAGCUGAGAGAUUCCGUUGCCCAGAAGUUCUAUUCCAACCAUCUCUCAUCGGUAUGGAAGCUGCAGGAAUCCACGAAACUACCUACAACUCCAUCAUGAAGUGUGACGUCGAUAUCAGAAAGGACCUUUACGGAAACAUCGUCCUCAGUGGUGGCUCAACCAUGUUCCCUGGCAUUGCAGACAGGAUGAGCAAGGAAAUUACAGCCCUUGCUCCCAGCAGCAUGAAGAUUAAGGUUGUUGCUCCACCCGAAAGGAAAUACAGUGUCUGGAUUGGAGGGUCUAUUCUCGCAUCCCUAAGUACCUUCCAGCAGAUGUGGAUUUCAAAGGGUGAAUAUGAUGAAUCGGGCCCAUCCAUUGUCCACAGGAAGUGUUUCUGAGCUGCUGGUCAGUUUCUUUGCUGGUGAGUUAUUUUUCCCUUUAGUUGGCUUUUUUGUGUCAUGUAAUGUUGAACUGAGAUUGGUUGGCGUCAAAGGAGGAAGGGAGGGACUGUGUUAGAUUUGUUGUAUCAAUGCAUUUUCAUUCACUAUGAUUCUCCAUUCAUACGGUGGCCUUGUUGUUGGAAGCUCACAAUUGCUGGUGACCCUCCAGAUUUGUGGCAAAAAGAAUCUGUUCUGUUCUGUCAUCUGUGGUUCUCGACCAUAGGAUAUUCGUAGCAGAAAGAGUGAUUGUGAUGCUUUUCCUAAAUAUAUACAUUUUUUCCAAUUUUCUUUUCUUUUUGAAGGUUUUCCCUGAGAACAUUAAUGUUAAUAUUUAUUGUAUGCGAAAUAUUAGUGUCAGUUUUUGGUCGUAAACUUGCUAUGGAAUUGAAAUCUUGAUACUGCAUUUUUGAGCUUUCCA